Messenger RNA from Myodes glareolus (Bank vole), 3784 nucleotides. Lineage: Eukaryota; Metazoa; Chordata; Mammalia; Rodentia; Cricetidae. The record is from RefSeq and is a predicted model, not a curated record.
AGGAAGUAGGAUAGAACUUAGAGCCUGGACUCUGCUCUUCUGGGUACCCACUGCUGUCAGAGAGGCAGGGAAGAACCCUCAGGUCCAGGGCCAUCACCACUAGCUUUGCCUGUGUGUGGAUCUUGGGGGCCCAUGGCUACCAGGAUUGACUUCAAGGCCUGAAAUCCCUGGGGAUGCCACCCAGUCCCACAAGUCUACAUUCCCCUGCAGCUGAGCUGGGAGAUGGGGCUACUGGGAACCUGGUGGUGUACUGCAUUCCUUCUGUUGAAAAAAAUAACGAUUCUCAGAAAGGAUUGUUUGGAGGCCUGGCAGGGGCAGGGAGGAUUCUGGCCCUGAGGAGACUACUAUUGGUCAAGAAGUUUCCGAUCUUGGCCUCUGCUUCCCAACAUGCUGAUGCAAAGCUGGAGUUCAGCUCUGGGUACCCCUACUGACCUCUGCUUGGGAUCUUUUCUCUGAGGCCCAGAAUAGCCUGGAGAGGUUCCCAGAACAUGUGGAAAGAGGCUGCAAAACUCCCAGUCUUGUAGGGAAGCUCAGCUCCUGAACUUGCCCCAGACAGAAAGCAUAACACACACUUGCCAGGGAGAGCCUGCCUGAUUCUGGGCUCCUCGGAGUGCAGCCUAGGACCUUGACCUCCAUUCCAGUUCACGUUGGACUUCACUCUUCACGUUGACUUCACGUUGGACUGACUCUUCAACCAAGUGGAGAACCACAGGCUACUCAUUCAUGUUGCCUUGGAAGGGCUUACCAGCACCCUUACUUUUGCAUAAUGCAAAUAUAGGCUGUGAGUGCGACUUCUGAGGCUACACUUUCUGGAACUGGUUGCUUUAGAGGAACCAGCUUUUGAGAGGAGCAGGGUGGAAGGUAGCCAAACCUGGGAGAUGCAGAGUACAACUAAUUACCUAUGGCACACUGAUGACCUGCUAGGGCAGGGGGCCACAGCCAGUGUGUACAAGGCCCGAAACAAGAAAUCUGGGGAGGUGGUUGCUGUAAAGGUCUUCAACUCAGCCAGCUACCGGCGGCCCCCCGAGGUGCAAGUGAGGGAGUUUGAGGUGCUGCGGAAGCUCGACCACCAGAAUGUCGUCAAGCUCUUCGCCGUGGAGGAAACGGGAGGCAGCCAGCAGAAGGUGAUUGUGAUGGAGUACUGCCCCAGCGGGAGCCUACUAAGUGUCCUGGAAGACCCUGAAAACACGUUUGGGCUUCCCGAGGAGGAGUUCCUGGUGGUUCUGCGCUGUGUGGUGGCUGGCAUGAACCACUUGCGGGAGAACGGCAUUGUCCACCGUGACAUCAAACCUGGGAACAUCAUGCGCCUGGUGGGGGAGGAGGGGCAGAGCAUCUACAAGCUGUCCGACUUCGGGGCUGCUCGGAAGCUGGAUGAUGAGGAGAGCUUUGUUUCUGUCUAUGGUACAGAGGAAUACCUGCACCCUGACAUGUAUGAGCGGGCCGUGCUUCGCAAACCCCAGCAAAAGGCGUUCGGGGUGACUGUGGAUCUCUGGAGUAUUGGGGUGACCCUGUACCAUGCAGCCACCGGUAGUCUACCCUUCCUCCCCUAUGGUGGGCCCCGGCGCAACAAGGAGAUCAUGUACAGAAUCACGACAGAGAAGCCAGUCGGGGCCAUUUCUGGGACUCAGAGGCAGGAGAACGGGCCCCUGGAGUGGAGCUAUAGCCUCCCCAUCACCUGCAGACUGUCCAUGGGGCUGCAGAGUCAACUGGUGCCCAUCCUGGCCAACAUCCUGGAGGUAGAGCAGGCCAAAUGCUGGGGCUUUGACCAGUUCUUUGCGGAGACCAGUGACAUCCUGCAGCGAAUUAUCAUCCAUGUCUUCUCCCUGCCCCAGGCUGUCCUGCAUCAUGUCUACAUCCAUGCCCACAACACGAUUGCCAUCUUUUUGGAGGCUGUUUAUGAGCAGACCAACGUGCCUCCCAAACACCAGGAGUACCUCUUUGAGGGUCACCCUUGUGUCCUUGAUCCAAGCCUCUCAGCCCAGCACAUCGCCCACACAGCUGCCAGCAGCCCCCUGGUUCUCUUCAGCAUGGCCAAUGAUGCACCCAAGGGGCUGGCCUUCAGGGACCCUGCUCUGGACAUCCCAAAGUUCGUCCCCAAGGUCGAUCUACAGGCAGAUUACAACACAGCUAAGGGGGUGCUGGGUGCUGGUUACCAGGCGCUGUGGCUGGCGCGGGUCCUGCUGGAUGGGCAGGCGUUGAUGCUUCGAGGAUCCCACUGGGUCCUGGAGGUGCUUCAGAACACGUGCCGGCAGACACUGGAGGUCACGCGGACAGCCCUUCUCUUCCUCAGCAGAAGCCUGGGCACUGAAAGGUUCAGCAGUGAAGCUGGGAUGUCAGAGUUCCAGGAACUAAAGGAAGCCACAGAGCUGUGGUCCAGGCUGCAAUCUUUCUCAGAGGUCCUCUCGAGAUGUUCCCACAAUGUCACAGAAACCCAGGUGAGCCUGAGCAGCCUGGGCAAAGAGAUUUUGAAGAACCGGAAUCAGAUCCACGAUGACAGCAGAAGCAUCCAGAAGAUUCAGUGUUGCUUGGACAAGAUGCGCUUUAUCUACAAACAGUUCAAGAAAUCUAGGAUGAGGCCAGGACUCGGCUACAAUGAGGAGCAGAUCCACAAGCUGGAUAAGGUGAAUUUUAGCCACUUAGCCAAGAGGCUGCUGCAGGUGUUCCAGGAGGAAUGUGUGCAGAAGUAUCAGGUGUCGCUGGUCACACACGCCAAGCGGAUAAGGCAGGUGCAGAAGGCCCAGAACCACCUUCACCUCCUAGGCCGCUCUGUGGCUGCCUGUAACACAGAAGCCCGGGAAGCCCAAGAGAGCCUGAGCAAGAUUUUUGAUCGGCUCCUUCUGGACGGAGCAUCAGGAGCUCAGAUCUCACCACACACCAUGGCUCCUCAUUCCAGCCCUGAUCCAAAGGACCUGGUCUUCCAGCUCUGGGCCCAAGUGACCAAGCCUCAGCCACCCCAUUCUUCUUCCUUGGACAGCAUGCAGGAGCUUUGUAAUGAUAUGAAGCUGUUGGCCUUUGAUCUCCAGGACAACAACCGUCUCAUCGAACGGUUACAUAGAGUUCCAGCCGCACCUGAUGUCUGAGCUCCCUGGGGUGCACAAGACACUCGGAAGCAUUAGCUUUAUUCAUACUGUACCUCUGCACUGUGAGACCAAAUUCAGGGCAAGUUCCGGUCUCACCUCACCAGCCUACCUCCCUCUUGGCCACUGGCCAGCAAACUAGCAUUACUUUGACAGCCUGUCCUCGCAGACAGCUGGGACAGGGCCUCCCAGCCAUCCUGGACAGUGCCCACCGGAGAGCAUGCAGCCACUGUUGAUUCAUCCAGGCACCAAGGCUGUUCCUCCUCAGGCAGGCCUGGAGGGCUGAACUUAGGGGGGCCUUGGGAAGAGAAGGCUGAGUGUUCGUACCACUUUGCACUUCCCAGGAACCAGCGGGCUCUCCCGGGGCGGGGGGGGGGGGGCUUCUCCAGGGUGCUGGAGCAGAGGACUUCGCCUUGAACACAGCCUGCCAUUUCCUGAAUGCCCCCAUCCCUGGCCACAGGCAACUCACAAGCUGCCCCUCUGUGCUUUGCCUGGAUGAACCUGCAUUUGAGAAGGGGGUGGUUGAAGCCAAACUGCUGGUACUUUGAGGAGCUUCCUUUUGCCUUUCCUCCCUGAGGCACCCCUUGGUUCUGAGAAACAGCUGGUCAGUAUCAACAGGUAGCCACACAUCUGGGCAGAUGUGGGAACCUGAGGAGACAGCAGGCCUACACCUUCGGAAACGGAAUAAAGGCGCCACCUUCUCUGUU